This is a messenger RNA of Gadus chalcogrammus (walleye pollock), 3039 nucleotides long. It is a transcript of the gene iqsec3a, whose product is annotated as IQ motif and Sec7 domain ArfGEF 3a. The record is from RefSeq and is a predicted model, not a curated record. Gene Ontology annotation, molecular function: guanyl-nucleotide exchange factor activity; protein binding. The transcript has 13 exons. The coding region runs from base 7 to 3039 and encodes 1010 amino acids. Gene Ontology annotation, biological process: actin cytoskeleton organization; regulation of ARF protein signal transduction. NCBI's taxonomy places the organism in Eukaryota, Metazoa, Chordata, Actinopteri, Gadiformes, Gadidae.
AUCGAAAUGUUAGAGCACAAGUACGGCGGCCACCUCAUCUCCCGCCGCGCCGCCUGCAAGAUCCAGACGGCCUUCCGCCAGUACCAGCUCAGCAAGAACUUCGAGAAGAUCCGCAACUCCCUGCUGGAGAGCCGGCUCCCGCGGCGCAUCUCGCUGCGGAAGGUGCGCGUGCAGAACGCCGAGGGCUUCUCCGCCGAGCGGGCCCUGGCCGAGGGCUGCGGCCUGGCCGGCGUGCCGCUGGUGCGCUCGCCGUCGCUGCCCGCCGCCGUGGGCGGGUCCCUGACCGACCUGGAGGACUCCUUCACCGAGCAGGUGCAGUCGCUGGCCAAGUCCAUCGACGACGCGCUCAGCAACUGGAGCCUGAAGACCAUGUGCUCCCUGCAGGAGGCCGGCGGCUACCAGUUCACCGCAGAGUCCUUCAGCGCUGCUGCGGCCGCGGCGGCGGCGGCUGCGGCGGCGGCGUCCGGGACGGGGGUAGCGGGUGGAGAUGGCGAGCGAGGAGGGAACAAGGAGGCGACGACGCUGAACCCGUUGGACCCGGGGGACCUGUCCCGGAGCGCCAGCAAGCUGAUGAUGGCGUUCCGGGACGUCACCGUGCAGAUCGACAGCCAGAACUUCCGCGUCUCCUCCUCGGUCGUGGAGUCCUCCGCCUCGGUUGCCCUGGGCAACUGUGUACCGCCGCCCCCCUGCGCCCUCACGACCGCCGCGACGGCCGCCUCGACCGCCACCUCACCCCCUGCAUUCGUCCCGCCCGGACCCCCCCACGAACCCGACCCCCCGCCCGUAGGGUCCCCGGUACACCCGACCGGAGACCCCCCGCUGGCCCCGCAGGAACCCCCGCCCCCCCCGGACGCAGGGCCGGAAGAAGAGGAAUGCCAGUACGCCGACUUCCCGGCCCCGCCCCCCAGCGAGGAGGAGCUGGUGGAGGACGACGAACAGCCGCCGCUGACCCCCCUGGACCGGAUGGCCGCCCCCGCCGCCGCCGGCCCCCCCCAGGCGGCGGUGAUGGCCGAGCUGGCCUCCGCCGCCAGCCUCCGGCAGCACAGCCCCCCCCCCCCGCCGCCGCCCACGGCGACGGCAUCCCCCGCGUCCCCCGCGGCCCCGCCCCUGGAGGCGCGCCGCAGCGGCUCGGACCCGGCGGACUGCGGCUCGGAGCCGGUGAGCAGCAGCAGCGUGUCCACGGAGGCGCGCUCGGCGUCCGAGGCCUCGUCCAAGGAGGCGCUGCAGGCCAUGAUCCUCAGCCUGCCGCGCUACCAGUGCGAGAACCCGGCCAGCUGCAAGUCGCCCACGCUGUCCACCGACGUCAUGAGGAAGAGGCUGUACCGCAUCGGCCUCAACCUCUUCAACGUGAACCCCGACAAGGGCCUUCAGUUCCUGAUAUCUCGGGGGUUCAUACCGGACACACCCAUAGGCGUGGCUCACUUCCUGUUGCAGAGGAAGGGGCUGAGCCGGCAGAUGAUCGGAGAGUUCCUCGGCAACAGCAAGAAGCCGUUCAACAGAGACGUCCUGGACUGUGUGGUGGAUGAGAUGGACUUCUCUGGCAUGGAGCUGGAUGAGGCUCUACGGAAGUUCCAGGCUCACAUCCGCGUCCAGGGCGAAGCUCAGAAGGUGGAGAGGCUGAUCGAGGCGUUCAGCCAGCGCUACUGCAUGUGUAAUCCAGAUGUGGUGCAGCAGUUCCACAACCCAGACACCAUCUUCAUCCUGGCCUUCGCCAUCAUCCUCCUCAACACGGACAUGUACAGCCCAAACAUCAAGCCCGACCGCAAGAUGAUGCUGGAGGACUUCAUACGCAACCUGAGGGGGGUGGACGACGGCGCCGACAUCCCGCGGGACACGGUGGUGGGGAUCUACGAGCGCAUCCAGCUGCGGGAGCUGCGCUCCAACGAGGACCACGUCACCUACGUCUCCAAGGUGGAGCAGUCCAUCGUAGGCAUGAAGACGGUGCUGUCGGUGCCCCACAGAAGGCUGGUCUGCUGCAGCCGUCUGUUCGAGGUGACGGACGUCGGCAAGGCCCAGAAGCAGGCCGCCCACCAGAGAGAGGUGUUCCUCUUCAACGACCUCAUCGUGAUUUUGAAGCUGUGUCCGAAGAAGAAGAGCUCUGCAGCGUACACCUUCUGUAAAGCCAUGGGCCUGCUGGGCAUGCAGUUCCACCUGUUUGAGAACGAGUACUACCCCCAUGGCAUCAGCAUCCUGUCCCCCUUCGGCUCGGACAGGAAGCAGGUGCUCAACUUCUGCGCUCCGAGUGCUGAGGAGCUGCUCAAGUUCCUGGAGGACCUGAAGGAGUCCAUCGCAGAGGUGUCCGAGAUGGAGCAGAUACGCAUCGAGUGGGAGCUGGAGAAGCAGCAGGGCUCCAAGACGCACUCUGCAAAGAACAACGGCACCCAGCUGGAGCUAAGGGCCAUGCAGGGCUCCCCAUCAGGUCAUCAGGACAUCCUGGACAGAAGUGGGCACAACGCAGUAGAGGUGUCAAUCCAAAACAGGCUUCAGACGCACCGGCUCAGCUGCAGCCCGGAGCCGAGCCCCGGGAGCGCGGGCCCUCCUAGCCACCAGGGGGCGCUCUUCAGGCCGGAGUCGCCCCAGGGCCCCGUGCCCCCCCCCCAGCAUCACACGCCGCUGGCCGCAGUGGCGGCGGCGGCGCCGGGCGUGGCCCCGGGCACCCCCACCCACCACCACCUCCACCAACUGCACCAACACCAGCCGGCCGUCAGCCUGGGGGACCUGCGCCCCGAGGCGCUGCACAUCCAGUGCCAGCAGAUCGUCAAGGUCCUGGUGAUGGACGGCGCGGGGGGGCACGGCCACGUGGAGGCCUUCCUCAGCCAGACGCCCCACCACCACCACCACCACCACCAGCCCUACCACCACCACAGCCUCCACCAGCUCAGCCAGCCCGCCGCCGCCGCGGCCGCCGCCCCCGACGAGCAGCAGCCCCCGCUGCCGCCGCCGCCGCCGCCCUACAACCACCCCCACCAGUACAUCCCCCCCCCGGACCCCCGCCUCGGCCUGGCCCGCACCCCCAGCGGCUCCCAGAGCAUGCUGUGA